This is a messenger RNA of Danio rerio (zebrafish), 2325 nucleotides long. RefSeq names its product apolipoprotein L domain containing 1a (gene apold1a). The record is from RefSeq and is marked validated. Gene Ontology annotation, cellular component: extracellular region. Gene Ontology annotation, biological process: lipoprotein metabolic process; lipid transport. Gene Ontology annotation, molecular function: lipid binding. NCBI's taxonomy places the organism in Eukaryota, Metazoa, Chordata, Actinopteri, Cypriniformes, Danionidae.
GGUGGUUCACUGUGCUUGUCAUUACUCGACACAGAUUUCACCGGGCGGGGCUUUGCAAAGUUUUGACAGUCGAUCUCUCUGUGGCUGUACGCAUGGAAGCAUAAGAAAAGAAAUACCACAAUGGUGAUUCCAGAGGGAACACAGAAGCAGAAGCAGAGUCUCACUACAUUAAAAUGAGGUGAAGUUAACAUAAAGUGCCAUUGAUUCAGAAGAAAACAGCAGAUAUAAUUUAGGAGAGAGCAGAUUCAAUGUCCAGGCGUUCAGACACAGCUGAGCACUCAUCCGAGGCGAGACAGUGCAUGUUUAAAGAUCUGGGAGCAGCAAACAUUCAGACAGGGAACAAGUUUGCUGAGAGUGAAGUCUCGUCUCUCAAUGAUCGACUAUCAGACACCAUUGACCCUAAGGGGAAAGGAGCUGUUUUUAGAAGAUUGUUUAAGAAGACACCUAAAAAGGUGACAAGUCUCGCUGCACAGGAGGUAGAACCACAGGAAAAACUGUCAUUACAAGAUGGAGAACUGUCAGCAAGCAAACACCAUCAAACAGAAACCCACACCAAGAAAGAACCAGUAUUUAAGAAUGAGGAUUUUCCAGCCAGUGACAGUCAUGAGGAGAAUUCACUGUUUAAUUUUCUCAAAACAUUUCCAAGAGGAACUGAGGACACUUCUGGAGAGGACAGCCCACCAUUACACAUCAAACUGCUGGCCAGUAAUGACCAUCUCUUACAUCCCCUGUAUAACAACGUAGAGGAUAAUUCAGGCAAGCUAAAUGGCACUUUCCGCAGUUCCCCAAAACCAGCAUUACGUUUUGCUGUGGAAACGGAUCCACUAAGUGAGCACAGUGAGCUUACAGACUGGGAUUAUACCAUUUUGGAAGCUGAUAAGAAAUCUAUUGAAGUGCCCAGAAAAUGCACAGCAAGUCAUCAGAAAAUCUCUAAUCGUAGUACUAAGGUGUCAUAUAGAGUGAAGAGAACUCUGUCUACAAUGUCCACAUUUUCAUCCGGUACACAGGGCUCUGACCAGGAAGAUAUAAUGAAUGAACCAGUGGAACUACAGCAACUGCAAAAUACUGAGGACUGUACUUUUGAAAUCCUGCCAGUGGAGAUGGCUGCCUAUCCAACAGAUUUAAAUUCCUCAGAGACAGAUGAGGAUAAUGGUCUGAUGGACUGGUGGAAAACUGUUGAGGGUUGGAGUGAAUGGAACCAAACAUCAAAUUUUCAGGAGGAUGACGAGGAGCUGGCUGUAGAGGCUGCUGCUGACCGUGUGUUCAUGGCCGCCCGUCUCUUUGUCAGUCUAUUCAACCAGCGUGGAGCAUCUUUGCAAUGUCGCAUUAUGGAGUUGCUUGCUCUGGCUGAUGCUGCAGACAGUUUCCAUAAGAAGACGGUGAGCGCCGCUAUCGGAGGGGGUGUAGCUAGCGUCGCUGGAGGCAUAGCCACCAUUACUGGCCUCAUCCUUGCACCCUUCACCUUUGGCACAUCCACUAUUGUCACUGCAGUGGGCAUCAGUGUGGCCACAGCUGGCAGCAUCACUUCAGCCACAGCGAACAUCACCGACGCUGUUCAAUCCAAGAUAGACCGCAAGAAAGUGGAGAAGAUGAUCCAGGGCUACCAGAGUGAGAUCACUGACAUUAGGGAUUGUCUGGAAUUCAUGCAAGAAGGAAUGAAUACCCUGCAGGAAUGGGAUUUUAAGGACUACUCUGACAGUGUGGUCAACACAAGUCUCAACCGUAAUAUAAAGUAUGUGAUGAAGGAAGGUGGGCGAGCUGGAAAAGCCCUCCUGAUAAACACUGAUAGACUUGUUAGCACUGUGAAAGUUUUGGGUGUUGCUGGAGGUGCUGCCAAAGCCGCCAAGGCCAUCAGUAUCACCACAGGGGUCAUGUCCACUCUUUUCCUUGCUCUGGAUGUCUUUUUUCUCGCCAAAGACUCAAAUGAACUCCGCAAAGGUGCCAAGACCAAGUUUGCCUCCAAGAUCCGAGAAGUUUGCAAAGAGCUUCAACAUGGCCUACUGGAAUUAAACAAAGUGAAGACGCAGCUUCAGAAGACCAUGGAUGGAAUUGAAGUGGAAGAAUAUGAGGAAGAUGAGGAGGAUGAAGACCCGUGUGUGUCAGAUCCCAUCAAACUGGCUCUGCUUGAGCAGGAACUUGACCAGAUUGAGGAGAAACUUGACCAGAAGGGUCUGCAGGAUCAAAUGAACAAAAGCAAGAAGGCAGAGACUGAAGAAAAGACAACAAAAAAAACAAUAAUGAGGAGUGAAAAUGAAUGAUGCAACGUAUCACUAAAGAAAUGACAACAGCAGGAUGGUUGGCAAAUAAAAGAUUUGAAAGUGGGAA